CUGUCAAAAUCAAAACGGCAUUUUUUGUUUACCAUAAUCGGUCGCGUUUCUUGCGUCUUUUUGCGUAUAAACAAACUGUUAAUUCGGAUUAAUUUGGGCAAAUUCGGGGGCCAUUACCUUCGGGGUUACUUAUGCUAACCGGCGGGACCAUACCCCACUAUCAACGGCAGCAGCAACACCAAACAUGUCCUCCUGGGAAGACAUCCAAGCGGUGAAGGUGAAGCGCAAUACGCUUCGGGAGCGGCUGGAGAAGCGCAAGAAGGAACGCCAGGAUUUGAUGCUUGGCGGGGGAAGCAGCCCCGGUCCCAGUGUGGUGGGUGGUCUCAUCAAAACGGAAGCUGGUGCCAGUGGUCUGGUGGACGACAAGAGCAAGGUGCUGCUGGCGGCAAUUAAACUGGAACAAGCUGACAUCGACAACGAAAUUGAAAAAACCUUGGUGCGAGUUCUGUCGGAUCGGACUUUGAUAUUGCCCACCAACUCGUCUCAGAUUGCACAGCGAGUUGAAAAGCUGAUACUGAAACCGACGCCCAGCGAUUCGGUUCUGUACUAUUUGCAGAAAUUGGCCGGACAAAAUUUGGUCAGCAUCAAGGAAGUUAGUAUCGGAGCUAGCACCGGAUAUGAGAUUAUAUCCGCUGAACAUGCUAGUCUGCAGGUUCUGUACGAUGAUUUGCUUUCGAACCACAGCGAUAGGGAAAGUAUUAAGAGAAAGGCCAUCAAGGAUGAGCCCGAUGGGGAAAGUAAGAUGGCCAAGUUGAGUUGUACUUCUAGCACCGGGAAGGACGAUUCCCAAAAGAAGCCAGGCGAAUCGAGUGCUUUAACGUCCGAUAUUAUGUCGCUACUGUCGCUGCCUUCGACAAGAGAAAAACAGAGCAAACAGGUGGGAGAAGAAAUUUUGGAACUGCUGACAAAACCAACGGCCAAGGAACGAUCGUUGGCGGAAAAGUUCAAAUCUCAGGGUGGAGCUCAGGUGAUGGAAUUUUGUCCCCAUGGAACGAGGAUCGAAUGCCUAAGGUCCCUGGAAGCCGCAAACGAUGCUCAUCUCAAGGCGAAAGAUGAAGACGAUGAUGAUGACGUUAUCAUAAGCGAUGAUAACAACGGUUUCGAACUUGUUGAAAUUAAGAAGGAGCCUCAAGAGAACAAGUUCCAAUGCAACAAAUUGCACUUCAAAAAGAUCAUUCAAUCUCACACGGAUGAAUCGCUGGGAGACUGUAGUUUCUUAAACACGUGCUUUCACAUGGACACGUGCAAAUACGUUCACUAUGAGGUGGACACCUUCAUUGGGCAAAACACGGGUUCCAAAUUUGAAACUGAAGGCCCCCUGGCAGGCAAACGUACUGUCGAUCCAUGUGCGACCCUCUAUCCUCCUCAGUGGAUUCAAUGUGAUCUGCGAUAUCUGGAUAUGACUGUCCUGGGAAAAUUUGCAGUAGUCAUGGCCGAUCCUCCCUGGGACAUCCACAUGGAACUACCAUAUGGAACGAUGUCCGAUGACGAGAUGAGACAGCUGGGAGUUCCGGCACUGCAAGACGAUGGGUUGAUAUUCCUGUGGGUCACGGGACGCGCCAUGGAACUGGGACGCGAGUGCCUCAAACUUUGGGGCUACGAGCGCGUUGACGAGUUGAUUUGGGUUAAAACUAACCAGUUGCAGCGAAUAAUCCGCACCGGACGCACCGGCCAUUGGUUGAACCAUGGAAAAGAGCACUGCCUUGUGGGGAUGAAAGGCAAUCCGCCGAAUCUGAACCGUGGACUGGAUUGCGAUGUCAUUGUGGCCGAAGUUCGUGCCACCAGUCACAAACCGGACGAAAUCUAUGGCAUCAUCGAGCGGCUGAGUCCCGGAACGCGGAAGAUCGAACUGUUUGGCCGGCCCCAUAAUGUGCAGCCGAAUUGGAUAACCCUCGGCAACCAGUUGGACGGUAUUCGACUGGUGGAUCCGGAGUUGAUAAGUUCUUUUCAGAAGCGCUAUCCCGACGGAAACUGCAUGACACCGGGCAAAAAUCCCUGACUUUUUGUGGAUGAGCAAACGAUUAUUGCUGUUUUUUGAUUUAUGGUUUACAAUUUAUAUAACUGCGCGCAGAUGAAGGUGGGGCAUCAGCGGGCCAUGCGAGGAGAUAAUGGUGGAUCAAAAUUUGUCUUUGGACCAGAACUAUUGUUACGUGUGCAUGGACGCAUGACGAGUAUAAUAAAUCCUCUAUUCUCUACGCUGUUUUUUUUUUAAAGUAAGUUUAAAACCAGAAUGCUUCAAUAAAGUAUUGAUUUGUACUUUCAA
This is a messenger RNA of Uranotaenia lowii, 2263 nucleotides long. It is a transcript of the gene Mettl3, whose product is annotated as N6-adenosine-methyltransferase MT-A70-like protein. NCBI's taxonomy places the organism in Eukaryota, Metazoa, Arthropoda, Insecta, Diptera, Culicidae. Gene Ontology annotation, molecular function: mRNA (2'-O-methyladenosine-N6-)-methyltransferase activity; mRNA m(6)A methyltransferase activity. The record is from RefSeq and is a predicted model, not a curated record. The transcript has 3 exons. The coding region runs from base 185 to 1999 and encodes 604 amino acids. Gene Ontology annotation, cellular component: nucleus; RNA N6-methyladenosine methyltransferase complex.